Messenger RNA from Cynoglossus semilaevis (tongue sole), 2698 nucleotides. RefSeq names its product AT-hook transcription factor (gene akna). The record is from RefSeq and is a predicted model, not a curated record. The transcript has 10 exons. NCBI's taxonomy places the organism in Eukaryota, Metazoa, Chordata, Actinopteri, Pleuronectiformes, Cynoglossidae. The coding region runs from base 780 to 2129 and encodes 449 amino acids.
UAUGCCGCCUCAGCUUUGUGUCCAUUUAGUCUGAUAAGCAACACAAACCAAAAGAACAUUAACAUUGAUAGAAAGUUGUUAGUCGGAUUAGUAAACAUUUAGUCGAACGGAAUGGGCUGUUUAGAGGAAAUUCUGGUAUUUUGGCAACUUUUGUAAUACGAAAGUAGCCUGAGAGUCUACAAUCGGGGCUUUAUUUAUUCCACGCAUGCUAUUUUAAAUAACUACAGAAAUCAGUGCCAUCCUUUCUAAAUAGCCAUGAAUAGUUGAAACAGAGUUUAAAUGAUUUGCGUCAUUCCUGAGACUUCAAAUUUACGUAAAUAAAUGACUGUUUAAAGCGACGCUUAUAAUGAUUUGUUGUAACGUUAAAAAGUAGUAUUGGCUAUGCUAACUUUAGUGUUAGCCAUUAAGCUCCGCCUCUUACGCUAACGUGAAGUUCCACACAAACCCCUGCAGAGAUUGUAGCUGAGGUUGGGGACAGGGAAUUGAACCCUCUGUGGCGGUGGUUUGUUGUCUGGAGUACCAUGGUGACGUGUGUUGUCUUUAGUUUGGUGGUUUUCAAGGCAACAGAGGACUCGGACGAGCAAGAGAACGGAUUACAUUUCAACUCCAGUAUAAAUCUGUGUUUCUUCUCUGAAGCCUAAGGAACUACUGUAUUUCAAGGAUCUCCUCUCGACACACAGCUGACAGCGUCGGUUUGUCAGUUUAUGAAAUAAUUAUUUAUACGAAAGACGAUGAAGAAAACAGACGUUGGUGGAGCAGGAGGAGGCGGAUGAACAGUAAUGAGAGGCGACAUCAUGGCGCGACGAACAAACUCAGGGAUCGAGGCCGAGUCGUUACCGCUGAUGGACUUCGUAGACAGUUGCACGGAGUCGUGCAGCAACAGUGAAAUCUUUGAUAUCAGUCCUCAAGAAUUUAAAAUGGAGGAGCAGGAAGUGGACGAGGACGAGGAGGAGGAGGAGGUGCAAGAGCUUGACAAGAAAGAAAAAAACAUAAAACAGCAAGACUUUAAGAAACCAUCUUCAUUCACAGAGCUGAGGACACCUGGAGGCAGGAGGAGGACUCCUGAAUCACCCAGAAAUUUGUUUGUGCGCAAGAUACCAGACUUCUCAAAAGUGGCCCCCAGAGUCCUCUUCCCCAAAGACAACGUCCUACGCAGCGUGAGCAAACGCCCCCCAGUGUGGGACUCUCUGUCUCCAGACUUUCCCCAGAAUCCAGCAGCUUUUGCCAGAGAUGUUCUCCUGAACACCAUUGACGGAGCCUCCAACAUCAAGGUGCAGCAGGCCAUAGCUCUGGUGGAGCAGCUGCAGGAAAACUACGACAGACUGCUGACUAAACACGCCGAGGCAGAAAACACCAUUGAUCGCCUGCGUGUGGGAGCGAAGGUGAAUCUGUUCUCAGAACUUCCAAAGCCCAGUCCAGUGGUUCAGUCUGGACUCAACUUCAACCCUUCCAAGUUGGUGACCUUGGACUUUCCCCGAGCUCAGAGAGUGGAGCUGCACUCAGAUUCCCCUCAAGCAAAUGAACAAGGUGCUCAUAAGGAAAUGAACUUCAGCAAGGGAACACAGAUCACUCCUGAGGUUCUCCGCAGUCAGGCGGAAAAGUUCUUCCAUCAGCUGUACUCUUUUGAGGAGAUCUUGAAAAACGAUUCCUGUCAGCCUGUUAAACAGAUCAAGGGCCUCCUACAAGUGGUGGAGGAGCUCAACUCUCUGGAGAGAGGUUAUCUGUUGGCGAUGGAUGAGGACGCGCUCCGACAGCAGCGAGGAGAAGAAACAAAUCCUUUUGAUCGAGAACGGGACCUGGAGCAGCUGAUCGGUCGGUUUCGUCUGCACGUGGAGGGGCUGAAGGAGCAGGUGGAGGAGAUGCUUGUGGAGGAGUCUAAGUGUGAGGCUACUCAGUCGUCACCUCCCCAACCUCCUCCUCUAUCUGUUCCCUCAGAAGAGGAAGAUGAUGAGGAGGUGGAGGAGGAGGAGGGGCAGGAAAGUGACAGACACCCAAAGGUACCAUCUCCAGUAAGACUCCCUCAGUCAGGGAUGUCUAUCCGUUUGUUUGUUUGUCAAGUCAUUUUGGAUUUGCCUUUUAAAAAGAAAACUUGUAAAGAAUUUCAGGUUUUGGAAGAAUCGUGUUACUAAUUGGUUUUCUUUCCACUACGUUGCCUUCCAUCAGAGGCCUGUACUACGAAGGUGGCUUAACAUACCCAGGCUUUGUGUUCAAUGUCUAGCUUAACAAAACCUAAACCCCCUAAACAGUUAAACAGUUCCACGAUGCCGGUUAUUAACUUGCUUUGUCAAGUGAGAUUAGUGUGCAUGUUCAAAUAAAAAGGGAUGUUCCACAUAAUUUUAACCAACGUCCGUGCAAAAUGCAUGCAGGGAAAACAUAUUUCAAAGUUGUGAGAGCUAUAUAAAAAGACCAUCAAUCUGCCAAAAGCAGCACUCUUGCUCCCAUCAAGGAAAGGGAGGUGUGCUGAUGAACACCGAUUCAUAUGAAAAUACUCCCCUUAGUGUUUUUAUUUCUGAAGCUCAGUAUUGUGCAACGUCUACACAUUAUCCCCUUAUUCAUUUGAAAAAAUAAACUAAAUGCUGCCAUCAGAUUGCUGCCCGGAUUAUUCCUGCUCCUAUAAUACUAAAUAAACAGUUCAUAAACUUUUGUGAAAGUUGAAUCAGAAACGCAACACUGCUGCUUCAAUCCUACUGCACAUGCC